GAAAACUCCAGGUUUUACUGAAGCUGAGUUUAUAUGAUAAAAAGUGUUUUCCCAAACGUAAAUAACCCAACGAUUUUUAAAUUAACUCUUCUAAUAAUGAAAUACGGUUUAUUAAAUUUGACAUUUUCACAAUAUCAUGGUAAACGCCAUUGUAAGUACUCUUCUAAUAAAAGACAGAUUCGGUGCCAAUCAUCCUCGCUGUUUAUUGUUUCAAACCGAUAAGCCCCGAAUGUCUAAUGACGUCACACAGUCUGUUUGGUACUGAAGCAGUGCGGAUGAACAUAAUAAAAUAUUUUUUUACUUCGCUAUAAUUAAACACAAUUCGCUUAAUAUUUCAAUAAAGAUGCCGUCUUGUCAAGCAUUCAAUUGUACUAAUGAAAAAGGGAAGUGUACAAAAAGUUUUUUCGUUAUGCCUGAUCCUUCAAAAAGUGCAGAUAAAAAGAAACUUUGUAAACAAUGGAUCUCGAACUUGAAAAAUGGUAAACUGCAAAUAGAAAAUUUUAAAUUUAGCAGUAGCAAGGUUGUUUGUUAAGACCAUUUCACGCCCGAUUCAUUCGAGAGAAACCUGGUCAAAGAAUCUUUGGACUUCUUACCAAAAAGAAAAUAUUUGCGUCAAAAUGCAGUGCCGACAAUUGUCAACACCGGAAUGGACACCAGAAAAACACAGGAACGAUCGACCAAAUCUACACAAAAACGUCGAAGUGCACAGGUCAAAGAAGAGAUUAAGCUGUUUAAAAAGAAAAGAAAAGCGGCAACAUGUUCUACACCAUCAGUCAGUUCAGAGACUUUGACCUUACAGAAUCAGGUCGAGAAAGAGACUAUACUGUCUAUUGAAAACCCAAAAGCGGCAACAUGUUCUACACCUCCAGUCAUAUCAGAGACUUUACCUUUACAGGAUCAGAGCAUUUUUUCUGAGCCCCAUGGAGAAUGCAGUGGACAAAUUGAAGUUCUUGAAACAGUAGAAUGCAGUGGACAAAUUGAAGUCCCUGAAACAGAAGACAUGGUAGAAUUGCACAGUCAGGAACCACCAAAUUCGUCUUCCAUUUUAUCAGUCACAUAUUCAGGAAACGCAUGUGGUCAUCCAUGUAUGAUGUGUUUGCAAGCAAAUAAAAUCGAGUCAUCAAUUCUAACAGCAGAUCACAGCUACACCAAGCGAAUUGGACCAUCAACUUGUACAAUAGGAGUAAACACUGAUAUAACCAUGGAAACAACAGACAAGACUUUAGCUAUUUGGCCAUUAACUCCAAUACCUAAGAUACCUCCGUCCUCAAUCUCAACUCCAAUAAAAGAGAAUGAUAUUUUCAACAGCUCAAUUGCAAGUCAUUCUUUCAGUGAUGAUAAGAAUGACUUGACCUUUGACAUCGACCGUGAUAUCCAAAAUUCUGAUGAAAAUGAAGGAAAUGAGAGCAUAGAUUCAGAUGAUAGUACUGCAGCCUCUGAUACUCAAGCUUGCAUUACUAAUCAAAGAAAAUUUAUUGUUUUUGAAACCAAACUGGAUCAACUCUUUGCUAGGCUUAAAUGUGAUGAGUGCAACUGUCCAGUAGAUUUGUCAGACACUAAAAAAGAUUGUUCAUCUGGUACCAUCAUCAGAGUUUCUGUGUUCUGUACCAGUGGGCAUCUUGUCUAUAAGUGGUUAUCCCAACCUCUCAUAGGCAACAUGCCAGCUGGCAACUUACUAGUCACUGCUGCUACAAUGUUAUGUGGUCAAACCUACACACACAUAGCCCAAUUUGCUGAGUUCAUGAAUUUAAAAUUUAUUGGAAGUUCAACCUACUACACCAUACAACGAGAAAUUAUUAUGCCAGUUAUUGCACACACAUGGACGGUUAUACAGGGAAAAUUAUUAGACAAAGUGAAAGCUUCAAAUAGACCACUAAGGCUUGCAGGAGAUGGUAGGUGUGAUUCACCUGGUUUCAAUGCCAAAUACUGCACAUAUUCAUUACUUGACAUUGAAACACAACACAUAUUGGCUUUUGUCACUAUCAAAGUUACUGAAACUGGGAGUUCCUCUAAGAUGGAGGUAGAGGGUUUCCGUCGAUGUAUGGAGUACCUUUUAGACAAAGGUUUUCAAAUUACUGUUCUUGCAACUGAUCGACAUGUCCAGAUAAGAAGUGUGAUGAACAAACAAUAUCCUGAGACUGAACACCAGUUUGAUGUAUGGCAUUUGGCAAAAAGUGUACGCAAAAAACUCCAACAAAAAGCCAAACUGAGGGGAGCUGAAGACCUUGCACCAUGGAUUAAGGCUAUUUGCAAUCACCUAUGGUGGUGUGCAAGCAAUUGCAACGGGGAUAAGGAAUGGUUAGAGGAAAGCUGGGUUUCAAUCGUUCAUCAUGUGAUAAACCUGCACACAUUCGAGGGCAAGGCAGUCACAUCCUGUGCACACGAAGAGAUAACACCAGCUAUAGCUGAAAAAAAAAGGUGGCUUGUGAAGGAUUCGAAAGCACACAAUGCUUUGAAAGAAGUUAUCCUUAAUAAACGGUUAAGGAAAGACAUUAAACAUUUAAGCGAGUUCUGCCACACUGGAAAUUUGGAGGUGUACCAUAGCUUGCUUUUAAAAUAUGUUCCAAAGCGACAAGAAUUUGACUUUGACCAGAUGAAUGCUAGAACAUCGCUAGCAGUAAUUGACCACAAUAUGUCACAAAACCGUGGAAAAAAAAUUGACGCACAAGGAAAUGAAGUGUACAAAACUGUGUACUCAAAGAUAACAGCAAAAUGGGUAGCUAAACCAGUGUAUAACACUAAGACAUAUAAGUGGGUAAACACAAUGAUGAAAAUGUGUGUUUUGCAAAAGGCAGAGAUGAUCUUUCCCAAAAUUGACACAAAAAAUCAGGGCAAUAUUGCACCUGUACCAGCACCGGAAAAGGCUGAACUAGUUCAUAAUCUUAUUUCAAGAUUUAACAAAGUUUGUGAUUGAAUGUGAAUCACAAAUAAAUAAAUGAGUCAAAUUAGAGCAAAUAUUUUUUAAAUGAAAUUAAAAAAU
Mytilus trossulus (common blue mussel) is the source of this 2980-nucleotide messenger RNA. RefSeq lists its product as uncharacterized. Bases 647 to 2914 code for a protein of 755 amino acids. The record is from RefSeq and is a predicted model, not a curated record. NCBI's taxonomy places the organism in Eukaryota, Metazoa, Mollusca, Bivalvia, Mytilida, Mytilidae. The transcript is spliced from 4 exons.